Molecule: messenger RNA, 1881 nt
Organism: Adineta ricciae
Lineage: Eukaryota; Metazoa; Rotifera; Eurotatoria; Adinetida; Adinetidae
Source: the annotation of a GenBank genome assembly
AUGGCUUUAGCCCUAGAACGUCGUUGCGUAUCAGCUGCAUAUGCACUAUUUAUCUUCAGAAAUCUUCUGGAUCUUGCUAUAUCAACUUGUACAGAUUAUCAUCAAAACCCGAUGAAUUCAUUCUGGUUCGAUCUUUUAGACAGUUUUGAACAAACCAUAUUGAUCAUUAUAUUUACAUACUCAUUGUUAAUAUAUUUUUACAUAAGCCGUGGUUCUUUCAAAGAAACUUUAUAUUCAUAUAUCUGUGGGGAUUAUGUUGAUGCGAUUUUUUUUACAUCAUUUUGUGUUAUUCUCAAUCUAGCGCAAAAUCCUGUUCACGCAUGUAUUUCCAGUGAUCGUCUGGAAGAGUUUUUUGCAGAUCGCAGCAAUCGAUUAUUACCACUAGAAGUCGCUGUAUAUAAUGAUAACGAUGAUGAUUUUGAAUUAGAUGUAGAUUAUUAUCAUGUUCGGUACAAAAACGUACGCUUAUAUCGUGUACGCAGUGGUAGAAAAAAGAUUCCGAAUGUCAAGAAUACAACAAUGGCUUUGAAUAGUGAAACAUUAUCAAGCAAAGAAAAUAUUCCACUGCAGCAACGAAUUAUAUUUUCAUCAAGACAUGGUUAUCUUGUCAAAAAUAUUUAUAAUAUUGAUCAAAACUUCAUUUGUCAAUCAUGUCAUCUAGUUUUUCGGCAACCUUUUCAUCUUCGUUGUGGACAUCGACAGUGUCAAACAUGUUUAAACACACAAAAGAACAAUAUUAUUCAUUGUAUCUUAUGUUCUCAAUCUUCUACAAUUGAUGAAAUUUAUUAUGAUGAAAAAUUUCAAAAUCAGUUGGAAUAUUUAUUAAUAUCUUGUCCAGUUUGUGAUUGGAAAGGACGAAUGAAAACAUAUGAAAAACAUCUUGAACAUAAUCAUUCAAACAAAUUAUUUACACGUGCGUUUUGCAAAGAAGAAGUUAAUCAAAGUAAAGUCUGGGAACAUUACUUGACUUCGUCACAUCAAUUAAUAUUGUUAAACAUUCUCUGUAAUUUACAGAGAAAAUAUGAUCAAAACCAGAAAGUGAAAUUUUCUAAAAUUCUCGAUUCGCUCAAUAUGACAUCAAAUGAAAUAACUGCGCUCGAUAAUAGUUUGCAACAAAUAAAAUGUGAAGAUCACCUUCAACACAACACACUUCAACCGUAUGAUUCUGAAAUACUUUUAUUGCAAUUUUUAAGUAAAAAUAUUGAGAAUGAAUUGAAUCGAAUGAAAACUAUUCAAGAUUUCUUUCCACGAGAAAUAUUGCUAUUAAAACAGCAAUUCAAUGCAAAACAAUUGACAGUUUUCGAUGGAAUAUUAAUUUGGAAAAUCAAUGAUGUCAAACAAAAACUAUAUGAUGCCUUGUCUGAAAGACAACGAUCAAUUUAUUCUGCUGAUUUUUAUUCAUCGAUUUAUGGUUAUAGAAUGCGUGCAAGGUUAUUUCUUAAUGGAAUUAAUACUGCUCGAAACACACAUAUGUCAAUAUUCUUUGUCUUGAUGCGUGGUGAAUAUGACGCAAUUUUGACAUGGCCCUUUCAUUUUAAGAUUAGAUUUUCUCUAAUUACCAAAGAUAAUCAACAUCAUUUUACCAGUUUCGUUUGGUCUGAUGUCAAAUCUGUCUGUUUUCAACGUCCACGUUUAGCAAUGAAUGAAGCUUAUGGUAUUGAAAAGUUUAUAUCUCUUGUGAAAUUUAAACAAAAUCAAAAUAUUUAUGCGCAAGAUGAUACAAUGUUCAUUAGAGUUGAAGUCGAUUUUCUAAGCAAACCACAAGAAUUCCAGUCCGAUUUGGGUGAAAUGUUAAUUGUGGAUGAACAACAUACAGAUUCAAUUCAUGACGACUUAAUGCGCAAAGUUUUAAUUUCGAAUGAAAAUGCAAAUACAUUUUAG